Molecule: messenger RNA, 2115 nt
Organism: Anoplopoma fimbria (sablefish)
Lineage: Eukaryota; Metazoa; Chordata; Actinopteri; Perciformes; Anoplopomatidae
Gene: slc39a4
Product: solute carrier family 39 member 4
Exons: 12
Coding region: 1-2115 (704 amino acids)
Biological process (GO): zinc ion import across plasma membrane; intracellular zinc ion homeostasis
Cellular component (GO): membrane
Molecular function (GO): zinc ion transmembrane transporter activity
Source: RefSeq, a predicted model, not a curated record
AUGUUUUUCUCCUUGCUGCUGAUUCUUGCCAGUUGGGGUGUCUUCGGUUCUGUUUCGGGGUCACCUGCAGUGGAGGAAGCGUACAGGGAUGUGCUCAGCAUCGUGUCUCCAGGACAGCAGUAUCUGAACAGGGAGUCCCUCGGCUCCGUCUUUAAUACACUGGAGAAACGUGUGCAGUGUGGUGAAGUGUCGUGUGAAAAGUGUGAUCUAACAGAUGCGUUUCACCAGCUGAUCAGCGAUCACUCCACCCAUGGGGAGGAUAAAACUGUAAAAGGCAGAACAAGUGUAUCCAUCAGUGUGUCUCAGUUCACUUCUCUCGCUGCUGGAUGCGUCCUGUACCUCUCGUCUCCUGGCCUGGUCUGCAGCGCAGUGAGGCAGGGGACAUGGGGACAGGAGGCCCAACAUUUCCUGCGUAAAAUCACACAUCAGGAUCACCAUGAGCGCCGGUAUGAAGAGAGCGAGCAGCAGCAGGACCGUGAACACGUGCACAUAGAUGUUCAUGAGUUGCAAAUGCUGCUUCAAGAGCUUCACGAACACUAUGAGCCCUCAGACAGAGAGAGCUGUGUAACAGCCGGUGACAUCACGACAGAGGUCAACGCGUCAUCACCAGACCAGAGACAGGAAGUGGGUGCAGUUUUGGGCCGCGUCCUGUAUCACGCCUUGCAAGGUCACUGCUUCAUUAGCCGGUCCCUGCCUGAGGAGAGCUUCUUCCUGGACUACAUCAUGGACCGUCUGGGGUCGGAGAACUUCACUGUCGGAGAUUUGGAGGCCCUCAUGAGGAGUCUGAACCUUGGAAAUGACUACACACAGGAGCACGAACACCAGAAAGACCAACACGCCGAUCACGAUCACAGUGGUUUAAGACGGAGGAAGAGGAUCAGCCAUGAACAUCACGAGAGGCUUGAAGGAAACGGCACCUGGAAUCGGUUCUGCGCCUCAGCUGAGGAGCUGGUCCUGAUCUACCGUCUGGCGGACAACAGCUCGGUCUCCUCUGGCCUGAGUCGGACAGACUUGGCUCGGCUCAGCCCUGCACUCGUCCAGCAGAUCCUGAGCGGAGCGUGUGCAGACAUCACAGAACCACUGACAGGGGAUAGGCUCACCAAGACUGAGCAAUACGUUUAUGCAACCAUUGCCAACAUGGUGAUAACACUGACGUCAAUGUUUGGCAUUGUGGUGCUGCUCUGUACCGCCUGCACCAGUGUGUUCCAGCUUUGUAUCCAGUUUUGCAUCAGCCUGGCAGUAGGUUCACUGACUGGAGAUGCCUUACUGCAUCUGUUACCCAUGUUUUUAGGUUUACAUGUGCACUCAGACGAAAACGACAGCCACAAGCACUCACAUGAUGCUCAGGAAGAAAUUCCAGACUACAUUUACAAGAUGUUGGUGCUGAUUGGCGGUAUCUACUACUUUUAUCUGAUGGAAACGAUCUUCUCUCUGGUCAUGUAUAAAGAGAAUCACCACCAUCAUCAACAUCAUCAUGGGGAAGAAUCAGAGCCUCACCAUUGUGACCAUGGGAUGGUUUUAGAGAUGUAUCAACAGGAGAGGAAACAAAAAGACAAGUCCCAGUCAGCAUCAAGAGCUGAGCUAUUUCAGGUUGGCGAUCAAGACGAUGAGAAAUCUCUUUCAGGGCCAAAAGAGCGCACCAGAGAACAGCGUCUGCUGCCUUAUAUGAUAACUAUCGGUGACAGCAUCCACAACUUUGCAGACGGCUUAGCAAUGGGCGCAGCUUUCUCCCUGUCAUGGAAGUCUGGUCUGGCCACGUCUCUAGCUGUCCUCUGCCAUGAACUACCACAUGAACUGGGUGAUUUUGCCAUUUUGCUCCACAGCGGUGUGUCCGUCCGCAAGGCGUUGCUUCUGAACGUUGGCAGUGCCAUGACCUCGUUCAUCGGCCUGUACAUCGCUCUGUCUGUCGCCACUGACCCCAUCACCAAACAAUGGAUAGCUGCCAUUACCGCAGGACUCUUCCUGUACGUGGGGCUGGCUGACAUGCUCCCCACCAUGGUCCACAUCAGCAACGAGAAACCCUGGCUGAUGUUUCUGCUGCAGAACAUCGGCCUUCUGACCGGCUGGGGUAUACUGUUGGUGCUGUCACUUUAUGAAGAGAGGAUCAGCUUUUAA